ACCAGGUUAGGCCAGCAGGUGACUGAGGCUGUCACGGUCCAGAUCGGCCACGCAGAGACCCUCCUGCCACUGAUCACCCUGCUGGGUUUCUUCAAGGACAGCGAUGCCCCGACAUCGACCAACUACGCCACGCAGACCCAACGCUCCUUCCGCACCAGCCUCAUGUUGCCCUACACAGCCAACUUACUCCUGGUGCUGUACGACUGUGGAGGAGGCGACAUCAGACUGCAGCCGCUGCUCAACGAGAAGCCUGUGACUUUCCCCGGUCUGGCUGAUCAGAAGGCCUCCAUGCCGCUCUAUCAGGAUGUGAAAAAGCACUACAGGGACCUGCUUCAAGGCUGCGACUUUGAGACUGAAUGUCAGCUUUUCAAGCAUCCUGCUUAAGUUUAGACGGACUGACUAGAGUCUGGAAAGGCAGGAAAUAUAUUUGCUUAAUUGCGUUUUAUUUUGGAAAAAGGAGUGAGGAUAAUGUUUCUAAUGGAAAUAAUUUAGUCUGAAUGCUUCUGCCAAAGUACUCAUGAGCAUAUCACUGUUUGACCUUUUUCCCCCCUAAGUGAAGCAAUAACGAAGCCUUUCCGCUUCUUUCGUCUUGUGCCUUAAAAAUGUCAGAUCUGGUGUUUCUGGAGCACAGUGAUACCAGCCAGAGGUCCCUUUGCCACCACAGUAUUACAACUGCUAUACUGCUUAUUUUUGCAAAGCUUCUUCCCAUUACCGCACAGCAUUAAAGAAUUUAUUUUUGCAGUGUA
Messenger RNA from Stegastes partitus (bicolor damselfish), 746 nucleotides. RefSeq names its product multiple inositol polyphosphate phosphatase 1-like. Gene Ontology annotation, molecular function: acid phosphatase activity; inositol phosphate phosphatase activity. The annotation marks the transcript as partial. The transcript has a single exon. The record is from RefSeq and is a predicted model, not a curated record. NCBI's taxonomy places the organism in Eukaryota, Metazoa, Chordata, Actinopteri, Pomacentridae.